Cavenderia fasciculata is the source of this 1521-nucleotide messenger RNA. It is a transcript of the gene ddx51, whose product is annotated as putative RNA helicase. Gene Ontology annotation, molecular function: ATP binding; nucleic acid binding; RNA helicase activity. The record is from RefSeq and is a predicted model, not a curated record. Lineage: Eukaryota; Evosea; Eumycetozoa; Acytosteliales; Cavenderiaceae. The transcript is spliced from 5 exons. Gene Ontology annotation, cellular component: nucleus. The coding region runs from base 1 to 1521 and encodes 506 amino acids.
AUGUCAUUAGAAUCAUAUGGAUUACCAGAUUGGAUCAUCAAUAAUCUAAAUGAACAGAAUAUAGUAGAUUUAAUGCCUGUACAGAGUGAGAUUGUACCAUUCAUUGCUCGUACUGAAGGUCAUGAUAUUCUAGUGGCUGCACCAACAGGUUCAGGUAAAACAUUGUCUUAUGUAUUACCAAUUGUUCAAAAAUUACAUAAAAGAAUCAUUAGAAGAUUAAGAGUAUUGGUUAUUUUACCAACACAUGAUUUAGUGAUUCAAACUGAAAAGACAUUUCAAUCAAUUAUAAAAGGAACUAAUCUUGUUGUUGAAUCAUUGGGUUUAAAAUCAUUACAUUUGGAACAAAGUUUAUUGGUUUCAUCACAUUAUAAUCAACAAAAUGAUAGUGUUUAUUAUGAAAGUUUAGUAGAUAUAGUUGUAACGACACCUGGUAGAUUGGUAGAACAUUUAAAUGAAACACCUGGAUUUAAUUUACAACAUUUAACAUACCUCGUCAUUGAUGAGGCCGAUAGAUUAUUAAGAGAAUCUUAUCAAUUUUGGUUGGAAAGAGUCAUUGAUUCUACCAAAUCAGGUACAAAUGAUCGUUCAAUCAAUCUCUCCAACCGAGGUGAUAUGCAAAUCCUCGAUUCAAAAUAUAAAAGUUUAGGUUCACAUUUGGAACAUUUAUCAUCAAAAGAAUCAAGAUUAAUUAAAUUAUUAUUAUCAGCAACAAUGACAUAUAAUCCAGAAAAGAUUUCAUUAUUGGAAUUAAAUGCACCUUUAUAUUAUAGUUCAACGAAAAAGAAGGAAUCAUCUACCAAAUAUUCAAUGCCAGACAGUUUACAAGAAUAUUAUGUUGCAUGUCCAGCAUCACAAAAACCAUUAUCAUUGAUUCACAUUGUAUAUUCAAUCCUACUGAAAAAGAAAUCAGAUAAUGCCCGUAUCAUUUGUUUCACCAACAACAAGGAAAUUGCUCAAAGAUUGCAUACUCUAAUUGGAUUGGUCAAUGAAAUCAAUGGAUAUAAUAUAAAACCUGCUUUAUAUUCUUCUACCGUUUCAACUAUUGAACGUUCACAUUUAUUAGAAAGUUUAAAAAAUAAUCAUAUUAAUUUAUUAAUUUGUAGUGAUAUUUUAUCAAGAGGUAUGGAUGUACCAAAUGUUGAUGCAGUAAUUAAUUAUAAUUUACCAUUGACAGCAGUGCUUUAUGUACAUAGAGUUGGUAGAACUGCAAGAGCAGGAAAGGAGGGAGAAGCAUACACCAUUGUAGAUACAGUAGACAAAUCAAAAUUGAUUGCCAUUUCCAACAAGGCAUCUAGAUUAAAUCCCAUCAAAAGAUUGGUUUUCAACAACAAGGAUUUUGUAUUGUUUGAAAAGACUUAUAAAAAGGCAUUAAUCCAAACCAAACAAUCUUUAAAAUUAUCUAGUCAUAAACUUGGUUUAUUAAAAAAUGGUGGCAACGGAACAAAUAAUAACAAAACAUCAACUCUAAUUGAAUCAUUAUUGGAAAUUAACAAAAAAAGAGCCCAAAGAAAUUUUGAAUAA